AUGACUUCUGGAGAUGGCAUGCAGCCGUGGACAAACCGUCAUCUUGCAUUUUUCGUGCAAUAUCUCCUCGCUGCAUUCGCGCAAAGCCUCCCAUUAUCUGCUAUGGGACUGAUUCUGAAUGUUGACUUGGAUGGCCGGGCCCACCCCGAGGAGGUCAACGCGUUCUAUGCCAACGCAUUGCUCGCACCGGCAUUGAUAAGACCACUACUAGGUGCCUUGUCGGAUGGAGUCCGGCGCUGCAACUGCGGUCGGCGGCCGGUACUUGUCCUGCUACAGGUGAUCUGGGCUUUGGGACUUGUCCAAGCUUCAGUGAGCAGGACACGUUGGGGCUAUUUUGUCGCUUACACUGCGGUCGCGCUUUGCACUGGUGCUGCUGAGGCUGUGCUGGACGGCGUGUCUGUAGAGCUGAUGCGAAAGACGGGGCGCUCCGCAACAGAGGUGCAGGCUAAGUCUUUUUCUUUUAAAACGGCCGGCAGCUUGGCUGCCUUUGCAGCCUCCCCGCUGAUGCUCAAAGUUUUUAGUAGCCACUACAUGGCGGUUCGGGUUUGCGCACUGGUGCCACUAGCCACCGCCAUCGCAACGCUGACCACGUUUCCAGCUUUUGAGCUUCCUGGCCGUGUAGGUGCAGGCACGAACGCACAUCCAGGUGCUUCAAGCGGCCAAAGACAGCUUUGCCGGCUUGUGCCCAGAGGUGCCUGGUUUGGUGCAAUUUUUCUCUUUGUGCGAGGGGCAAUGCCCACAGAAAGCGAUACUUUUUCCGGAUUCGUAUCUACAAAGGUGAGCGGCGUUUGGGUGUCCAUCAUCUUCGCCUGCUCGAACUUGGGGUCCCUGCUGGCACUAGUGAGUUUUCAGGCCUUGCCGCAGUGCCGGCGGCGGCUUGUCCCAACCAUCGUCGCCACGGCUAUCCUUUCUGCAUUUGUGGGAGCAGCCGUGCAGUGCUUACUGGCUGCUGCGAGCCCAAGCAUGCCCUGGAUGUAUGCCUUGGGCGCAGCAGCUGUUGGGGCCGUCGAUAGCCUCUCCUUCCUUCCGAACCUGGCCAUUUGCGCACAAUGCGCGCCUAAGGACUUCGAGGCUGCUGGCUUUGCCCUGCUGAGCCUUAUCCUGGAUCUCGGGGACCAGGCCUCGGCUCGCAUGGCGUCCUUCAUCGUCCAGGCCUUCGACCUCGGAUCCGCGGAGGACCGCUCCUGGGCACGCCUUCCUCUCUUUGUGGCGCUAUGUCGCUGUGCCAUGCUGCUGCCGCUUCCGCUUUGCGCACUUCUCCGAGGCAUCCAGCCAGUGGAUGAUGCGCAGGCGGAUCAGAACUGCCAGCUGGAAACAACCGUCAACGUUUCAGGCAACCUCGACCGAGACGCUGCUGGAUAG
Messenger RNA from Symbiodinium necroappetens, 1362 nucleotides. Lineage: Eukaryota; Dinophyceae; Suessiales; Symbiodiniaceae. The record is from the annotation of a GenBank genome assembly.